AUGACUGAACUCCGUCGGAAGUUGGUAAUCGUCGGUGAUGGUGCCUGUGGAAAGACUUGUCUUCUGAUUGUUUUUAGCAAGGGAACCUUCCCCGAGGUUUAUGUUCCAACAGUGUUCGAGAACUAUGUGGCCGACGUUGAGGUAGACGGCCGCCAUGUUGAACUGGCUCUUUGGGAUACGGCUGGUCAGGAGGAUUAUGAUCGUCUUCGUCCACUCUCGUACCCAGACUCUCAUGUGAUUCUGAUUUGCUUCGCCAUCGACUCUCCGGACAGUCUUGAUAACGUCCAGGAAAAGUGGAUCUCUGAAGUUCUACACUUUUGCCAAAACUUGCCGAUCAUUCUAGUGGGCUGUAAGAAGGAUCUUCGUCGCGACCCGAAAAUCAUCGAGGAGCUUCGCAAGACCAGUCAGCGUCCUGUCACACCAGAGGAAGGUAUGGCAGUGGCUUCUAAGAUUGGUGCUGUGCGCUACCUAGAGUGCAGCGCCAAGACGGGCGAGGGUGUGCGGGAAGUCUUCGAGCAUGCCACUCGUGCUGCACUCAUACAGAAGCCGCGCGGCAGCCGGAGCGGCAAGUCUAAGUGCCUUGUGCUCUAA
Molecule: messenger RNA, 591 nt
Organism: Malassezia globosa CBS 7966
Lineage: Eukaryota; Fungi; Basidiomycota; Malasseziomycetes; Malasseziales; Malasseziaceae
Exons: 3
Coding region: 1-591 (196 amino acids)
Biological process (GO): small GTPase-mediated signal transduction
Cellular component (GO): cytosol
Molecular function (GO): protein kinase binding; GTP binding; GTPase activity
Source: RefSeq, a predicted model, not a curated record